AUGAGUAAUAUUUUCGCGGAUGCUGAUCGUUUACAACGAGAUAGCAAUACACCGGACAGUCCAACCGGUGUGAUCGGAACCGAUUUUGCGGAUGUUCUUCACAAUCGAUAUCGUAGUGCCAAUUCUGAAUCAGUUCGACAAUUGGUCGUACGUGUACGUGUUGCCGAAGAGACAGCACAGUUGUAUCGCUCGGAGAAUCUGCGUCUAAAAAGUGAUAUUGAACAAGUUCGUAAAACACUGGACAAGAAAGACCACGAACUUGACGAACGUCGAAAUGAGUUGAGAUCUUGCAAUGAGGCGCUGCAGAAAGUGAUCGAUGAAAAAGUCGGUGAAGUUUCUGGCGUGGUGAACUGA
This is a messenger RNA of Anisakis simplex (herring worm), 354 nucleotides long. The record is from the annotation of a GenBank genome assembly. NCBI's taxonomy places the organism in Eukaryota, Metazoa, Nematoda, Chromadorea, Rhabditida, Anisakidae.